UGACUGUACAAUACAGGAGGGACAUUACAACACGUAUUUACAUCGCUAGUCAUUCAAAACAGAAUACUCUAAUUGCAUGUUGGUCACUAUGGAUAUUCACAUCAGACUACUCGGUUGGAUAGGUUUGAUAGUGUUGGUAGUUUCCUCCGCGACGAGUUUUCCACAAAGCGAGUCCCGGUCUGUGUUACUAUUGCGGAGACAAACACGACAGCUGGAAUGCACUUCGUACUCUGAGUUACAACAUAGACUGAGUUUUGAUGUGAUGGAUUUAACAAGAGGUACUGCUGAACAGCUUUUCCAACAGGGUGUGAUUACCCAGGCGGAUCUGCGUUCCGCUGCUAUUGCAAUGUGCAGUGUACUCUCUUCUCUUUUGGAUCGAUACCGCAACACACUAGAAAGCUGUCCUAAUGCGGAUGAAGUUUUGGCAAACAUGCACGUGUUCAGUGGACUGUGUUAUGAAAAUGGCACAAUGACGGAAUUCUUAUAUAGAUUGAUUGAUGGAUUCGUAACCUCUAACUUCGCCUGGGAAAGUGAGUGUUCCCACCAGGUUGGACCCGUCCUGCGUUCCUGCAGGUCGGAGAGUUUAGAUCCAACAAUAGACAUGGGAAAAGGUCCUCAGGCCUACAGGCACAUUAUGAUAGAGCAAGAACGAUGUAACUCUGAAGGAUUUGAUAAAAACGACGUAAAUGCCUGUGGUGACGUAGAAAGUCUCAAGAGGCUGGCAUGCUUCUGUGAUCUUAUGUUGACAGUUGGACCUGGCGUGACAUUCCGUUUGUCAGACUUUUGGACUGCGGGUUAACUCUAGACCAUCUUACUGCGUUGCGUUACUCUGUGUUAUAACCGAUAUUGUUACUUCAGCUACAUACAGCGUUUUGUUUCGUGUUGUUGCAAAACUUGAUACUUUGUCAGCUAACUUGAAUUUCAAGACAUUAUAUUAUAUUAGUUUGUUAACCCGCUGUACUGAACGUUUCUUUCCUCAGCUAAGAGAACGCAUGAAUUACGUUAUUUGAAUAAAUAUAUAUUUUAUCAGUCAACCAUAUAGCUAGCAUUUUACAGUUGUUACGGCAGUAGCGGAUCACUUUGCAUAUAAUUGCUACACACGAUUUUUGCAAAACCUUUUUUUAAAGACAUCAUAUAUUUUCAGAAAGUAAAUUUAAUUACCUCUCCAGUGAUACUAAAAGAUCUUCAUAAAAUCAAAUAUACACAACGGAAUAAGGAAAACAAGACCUACCGAUUUGUCGGCUAUAGCGGAUCAGUACGGCUAUAACGGAUCACGCCCUUUGGCGGGCCUCUCACUCACGAUUCAAGUUAGAUGGGACGUCUCAAAACACACUUUUCAGAGGUUACUAAUCGCAUCUAAUUAUUAAUUGAAGCCUUUGCAACGAAUACACUUUAAAUAUAACUCCAAUACAUGUGCCAACUCUCAAAACAUGUGUAGAAAUUUGAAAUCGUGAAUGCACGUUGAACGAUGCUAUGCGAAUGCAUACGCGUGCGCAGAUGAACACUGAUCCGUUAUAGCCGAAAAAUCACACAUCGGAUACGACACAAUAACGCAUGUAAGCAUUAUCCAAGAUUACCAAACAAUACAUGAUUCUGAAACAAAACACCAUAAUUCAUCAUUUAAAUGCAUAUUUAUUUGGUUGUAAGUGUGUAUUUUAAUAGAAUCCAUUUCUACAUCGUACCGUCCGUUCUCUAAGAUGGCGGUCAUCGCUAGAGGUGCAGAUUGAGAAAAUAUAAAAUACGGGAUUUCUGGACAUGAUACGUAUAUGAAGUUAUUCUGUUUGUUUGUAGAUUAUAAGAAACAACUUGUUACCAUGUGCAAACAAUUAAUUUCUUUCUAGGAUCAAUACAUUUUGUGUAAUCAGCUUUUGUUUAUUGACUGAUCCGCUAUAGCCGAUGAUCCGCUACUGCCGUAACAACUGUAUAUGUGAUAAGGUAGCAUGAUAACAAUGUAUGUUCUAUCAUGACACCUAGUUUUGAAACUGUUUGCUGAUGCAGAAUUAGUAGCAUUUAAUGGAGAUUUCGCAACCUAAGCGUGAUUGAAGGAUUCAAUAGUUGAAUUAUUUUAUAUGAAACGAAAUGUGAUUUAAAUUUAAACUGAAAUCAAAAGAAGUAAUCAAGAUAGAACAGUAUCAGACUCCGGUACAAGAAUUUGUUACAUUACUCUCGAUCAUGUACAAAAUACGGUAUCAGCAACGAUGUUUCAUAUUUGAUGAGCGAGAUAUAAGAACGCACAAAACAUGUCUUACUAACCUAAUAAGACCUAAUAUCUAGCAAGUAAGAUGCCCCAUAAAAGCCUUACUGGACAGUCUGGAUUAAAACAUCUGGGGUAUGUAGUUUGGUGUGUGGCGGAUAGAUAAUAGAGACUUUUUAAAUGGAUUACAGGGUCACAUAGCACGAUCAGUGAAAUGUUUGUGUGUGACGCCUCAUUGACUUAGGAACAAAGAGUCUUGACUUUAAACACUAUAUUGUCCUAAUGGGUACAAAGGCUUAGGCACAAGUUAUUGCAACUUAUGAAGCCAUCUCCUAUCAACAUGUCAAUAACAAGCGAUUACAUAGACAAUAACAAAUAAUACAAGUAAAGGUAGGAAGGCAAAAACUACAUAUGUACAUACAUUUUAUAUUCAAAAUCUUUCGCUGGACAUAACACAAGUUUGCAAAUGUCUUAAUAAAUUACAGUUGUCAUCCAAAGCUAGGUUUUCGUCGCCAUAUAGCAGUAACCUCAAACUUAUUUGCAUAUUUAUAAUGUUAGUGUAUUGGAACAGUACUGUACGAGAAUUACUAUAAGAUUGACACUCAAAGAACAAAUAAAUGUUCACAAUGAUGACAACAAUUUGAACAGUUUGAAUCUUUAACUAAGUUUGUAUAAAUCAUAUCUAAGAGAACUUCAUUGAUGCCUUAGUCUUAUAUGUAAAAUGUUGUGUUUUCUGUCGCUAUAUGUGUGGUCCAAGGUAACUAGGUGUACCUGUAAUUUUAUUUGGGGCUCAAGCUAAUUGGGAAGAAGAGAGUGGCAAUGAUUUGACAGUACCGUCUCAAGUAUUACAGGUUUUCAUAUUAGAAAGCAAGAAGGAAGAUAUUGUAAGAGAAAGUUUUAAGUUUGGAAUUCUAUAGUUAUCUUAAUUUCUUAGAGUACUCUGUCAUCUUUAUUAGACGAGAAAAAUAAAAAGAGACAUUUUGUGUGAUUUAAUCAGAAAAUUAGAGAAAAAGUAAUUCAAUUUUAGCUUAGAUUGAACAGCAACUCGAAUUUGUAGUAGAUUUCUAUUUUUGCAGGCAAGAUAAUAACAUAACACAAAAAAAGAUCGCCAUACAUGUGGAAUGAAAAAAAUGAAAAUAUAAAUUAAUGCGACGAAAGACGACUAAGAUAGUCGAGAGGCACACAAUCGAGAGAUACAAACAGCAAAUAUACAAUGCAAAACACAAAUAUCUAUCACUUAACAUUCUUAUUAAAUGUGUUUAUCAAUAGAAACCUGCUCACGGAAUUAUAGAUUGGAGAAAUUUGCAAAGGAUAUGAAUUUCGAAGCGACACAUUAUAAGCAAAUGUGAUGAGACUACAGUUAGAAGCAAUUAUGGUGAAAAAGGGGUGGGUGAAAACACUCAAAAGACAGCAGCCUGAAGGCUCCGAGCGAUACCACACAAAUAAGUCUUAGCAUGUCAUCUCAGAAAUCAACAAGAGGAACUCAUAAAUCCAGAUAUGGUGUUUCCAUAUAUAACAAUAGAACCUCGUAAAAUUGUCCUCAAACGUUUUUUGUUUUUUUUUUAAAUUCAUCGUUACUCCGGAUACAGUGUUUGUUUCAUCUGUAAAUCUAAUGCAUACCAUUGCUACACCGGAUAUAGUGCUUUUAUACGUUAAUAUAAAAUAUCCGUGCACCGGACACAGCGUUUGUAAAUACUAGUGAAGAGCCUCUUUCAACCGGAGUUAGUGUGUUUAAUACCUUGAUAUAGAAUAUCUCUAGUCCGGAUACAGUGUUUGACAAUACUUAUGUAGAACCUCUUUACACCGGAGAUAGUGUUUGUUAAUACCAGUGUAAAACAUCGCUACACUGGAGUAAGUAUGUUUAAUACCUUGAUAUAGAAUAUCUCUAGUCCGGAUACAGUGUUUGAUAAUACUUAUGAAGAACCUCUUUACACCGGAAAGAUUGAGUCUUUAAUGCAUUAUUAUAGGAUAUUUCUAUACCAGACACAGCGUUUGUAAAUACUAUUUUAGAACCUCGCUUACCGGAAUCAGUGUUUAUUUACAAUAACAUACUGGUCCGAACAUGAUUAUGAAACUAACUGUUGAUUGUUACGUGCAUGCCACUAUUAUAGCAAAGCUACAAAUCAGUGAAUGGUGUUUGUCAUUAUUAUUGUUUUCAUAACAA
Molecule: messenger RNA, 4358 nt
Organism: Mizuhopecten yessoensis (Yesso scallop)
Lineage: Eukaryota; Metazoa; Mollusca; Bivalvia; Pectinida; Pectinidae
Exons: 5
Coding region: 77-799 (240 amino acids)
Source: RefSeq, a predicted model, not a curated record